UAUGGCGUCAUCUGAAAUGGAGCCAUUUAUAGUUGGCGGUGACUACACGGACAUCAAGCAAUACCCUCAUUCAGUGCUUAUGAUUGUGGACUGUAAAGAUCCAUUCCUUUGCGGUGGAUCAAUCCUUAACAGCCAUAUAGUUUUAACAGCAGGGCAUUGUUUAUUCCCAUGCGUAAAGGACCGUGAUUUCUCUAUUCUCCUAAAAUAUGGACAUCAAACAUCAAAAUACAUGGCGUCAACAAUGGUAUCUAAAUUUGUAACACACAGUCGAUACGAUGAUGAAUCUUUAGUUAAUGAUAUAGGGAUGGUUUAUGCUGAACAUGCCAUCGUAUUCAAUAAUAACGUGCAACGAAUCGCGAUUGCAAGUAGAUAUAUUCGUCAACCAAGAUACGCAUAUGUGGCUGGUUGGGGAAUUGUAAACUCUAAAGGUGAAACUGCAACAAGUUUAAAACACGUGAAACAGACGUUUCCAUAUGACCAAGAAUGUCGUAAACUUGGACAGUCAUCGCCGGAAAUAAUUUGCACUGGCGGCUACCUUGUACCGGAGUAUCCAGAUCAGGGUGAUUCUGGUAGCGCUCUUGUUAUUUAUGGCUACAUCCAGAUUGGGAUUGUUUCCUUCAAACAUCCGGAGUACGGACUCGUCGGGUACACCAACACAUCUCACUACUAUGAUUGGAUCGUUAGCACAAGCAAGAAAAUUCAUUGCAAUUAAUGUUAAAUAGUGAAAUAUUUGAGAUUCGAUGUAGAUGGGAUGAGAAACUAAAAAAAAUUGUAAAUCAUGAUCAUCAAUAGCUUA
Molecule: messenger RNA, 796 nt
Organism: Pararge aegeria (speckled wood butterfly)
Lineage: Eukaryota; Metazoa; Arthropoda; Insecta; Lepidoptera; Nymphalidae
Product: trypsin alpha-4-like
Exons: 3
Coding region: 2-712 (236 amino acids)
Biological process (GO): proteolysis
Molecular function (GO): serine-type endopeptidase activity
Source: RefSeq, a predicted model, not a curated record